AUGGCUGCCGUAGUAGACAUCGACAGCAAUGGCAACUCGCUCGUCAUUACGACUCUCAGACAGCUACGGACAUACUGGCCCUUGCUCAUUCCUAUCAUCUUCAUCUGCCGCUUUUGUUACUACAAGUAUGCCUCGCCUCUGAGGAAGUAUCCGGGACCUUUCCUGGCCUCGGGAAGUCGACUUUGGAAAGGUAAAUAAAUGCAGGCAAUUCGCCAUCUCAGAAUCUACUACUGACACGAGCUGUCAAACAGUCUGGAGCACUUGGUCCGGCCAUACCGAACGAGACCACAUUCUCAUCCACGAGAAACACGGUCCCGUAGUGCGUAUCGCACCCAACGAGCUCUCCUUCGCCUCUCCACACGCCGCAAGAGAGAUCCUCGCAGCGGGCAAAGGAUUCCACAAGACCGACUUCUAUGGCGUCUUCCCGCCGCCCGAGAAUCCGGAUAUCUUCACUGAGACGCGCGAGGACGUGCACGCCGUCAAGAAGCGAUAUGCGUCGAAUCCGUACAGCAUGGCCACGAUGCACACGAUGAGCGGGUAUAUCGAAGACACGGAACGUCUGCUGAUGAAGAAGCUCGACGGCAUGUGUCAGUCGCCGGAUGGGUACUGCAAUCUGGGGAAUUACCUGCACUACUUCGCCUUUGACGUGUUGGGAGAGCUGGCCUUCUCCCGCAAGUUUGGCUUUCUCGAGGCUGGGUACGACAUCGAGAAGGCGAUCAAGACCAUCGACGACAUGCAAUGGUACGACGGGAUCGUGGGUCAGAUCCCGGAGUGGGAUUUUGUCUUUCGCCGCAAUCCGCUGUGGAAGUACAUACCGGCGCUGAGCACGAGCAAUUUCCUCAUCACUCGGAUGGCGCUGGACGAGAUCGAACAGCGCAAGAGACUGGGGAAGCAGCUGGAGCGCAGAGAUCUCAUGGCGGCUUUGUUCGAUGCACACGAGAAGGCACCUGCUGCGUUCAAGGAAGGUGAUGUCUUUGCCGUCGCUCAUGGUGCCAUGUGAGUGUCUUUGUCUUGUCUUCUGGAAAGACACAAAACAAAUAAAAAAGUUCCGAGAAAUGGCUGCUGAAUCUUAACUCUUAGCUUCGCCGGAUCCGACUCGACCGCUUCAACAAUGCAGAGCUUCUGCUGGCACGUCCUGCGCGAUCCUCGCAUCUACGCCACCCUGAAACGGGAGCUGGACGAAGCUGCCGCAGCCGGCAAGCUCUCCGAGAUGCCACAGUGGACCGAAGUCCAGGCGCUGCCGUACUUCCAAGCCUGCCUCAAAGAAGCCAUGCGCAUCCGCCCCGCCGUCGGGCUCAACAUCACCCGUCUGGUGCCUCCCGGGGGCGCAGAGAUCCACGGCCAGCGCUUCCCCGGCGGCACACGAGUCGCGCUGAACGGCUGGGUCUUGCAUCGGGAUACCGAAAUCUUCGGCCGCGAUGCCACAGUCUACCGACCCGAGAGGUGGAUGGAAGGUGAUGCGAAAGCCAAAGCCAUGGAGAGGCACAUGUUCCAGGUGAGGUGUCCCCCUUCCCUUUACCCUUUACCCCCCCUUAUCAAUCAAUCAAUCAAUCAAUCAAUCAAAGGGUUUGUCGUUGUCGUUGCAGAGGUUGGUGGGUUGGUCGCUAAUAAUGCUAAUUUGGGAUUUUUUUUUCUUUGCUCCAGUUCGGAGGCGGCAGCCAUCUCUGCAUCGGCAAGAACCUCGCUCUACUCGAAAUGAACAAGACGUUGCCUUUGCUGUUCCGCAAUUAUGAGAUGGAACUCUUGAGGCCUCAGGAGGAACCCCGGUAUCAUUCGACUUUCUUCGUGGUGCAGGAAGGGCCCGAGAUUCGGAUUGCGAGGCGUGCGGAGGAGGUACAUGUAUCGUGA
Molecule: messenger RNA, 1848 nt
Organism: Lecanosticta acicola
Lineage: Eukaryota; Fungi; Ascomycota; Dothideomycetes; Mycosphaerellales; Mycosphaerellaceae
Source: the annotation of a GenBank genome assembly